Messenger RNA from Ictalurus furcatus (blue catfish), 3930 nucleotides. RefSeq names its product NACHT, LRR and PYD domains-containing protein 12-like. Gene Ontology annotation, molecular function: protein binding. Bases 9 to 3413 code for a protein of 1134 amino acids. The record is from RefSeq and is a predicted model, not a curated record. The transcript is spliced from 12 exons. Lineage: Eukaryota; Metazoa; Chordata; Actinopteri; Siluriformes; Ictaluridae.
UGCACUCUAUGUGUUUGUAUGUGUGUGUGUGUGUGUGUGUGUGUGUGUGUGUGUUUGUGUGUGUGCGCAGUGAGACCCAGAUAGGGAGAUCAGACUCACCAGGACCCAGCUGUGUGUCUAUGAAGAGUGAAGAGUCUAUGGAUUUUCCACUAAUGUUUAAAGAGAAGAGAGAAUCCUCACAUGGACACGGUGUGCUUCAGCGAGCAGGAAACAAGACAGAACAAAAUAUCUUAAUCAAAGAUACAGGGUGGAAAUCUAUAAUUACUGAACCUCAUCUUCAGGAGAGAUGCAAAUUAAAUCUGCUAAAGAAGUUUCAGCAUGUAAAUGAGGUGAUAACAAACCAGGGAAACCCAACACUUCUCAAUGAGAUCUACACAGAGCUCUACAUCACAGAAGGAGACAGUGGAAAAGUCAAUAAUGAACAUGAGGUGAGACAGAUCGAGGCAGCAUCCAGGAGAGCAACAACAGAGGAAACACCAAUCAAAUGCAAUGACAUCUUUAAGCCCUUAUCUGAAGAAGACAAACCCAUCAGGAGCGUUCUGACAAAGGGAGUUGCUGGCAUUGGAAAAACAGUCUCUGUGCAGAAAUUCAUUCUAGACUGGGCUGAAGGGAAAACAAAUCAGGAUGUUCAUCUCAUAUUUCCACUUCCUUUCAGAGAGCUCAAUUUGAUGAAGGAUCGAAACCUGAGUCUGAUGGAACUUCUUCAUUUCUUUUUUAAGGAGAUAAAAGAAACAAACAUUUCCAGCUUGGACAAAGUUCUGUUUAUUUUUGAUGGUUUGGAUGAGUGUCGUUUCCCUCUGGAUUUCCAGAACACAGUGAGGUUGUGUGAUGUAACUGAAUCAGCAUCAGUGCAUGUGCUGCUGAUAAACCUGAUCAAAGGGAAUCUGCUUCCCUCUGCUCUCAUCUGGAUCACCUCCCGACCAGCAGCAGCUGAUCAAAUCCCCUCUGAGUGUGUCCAUCGAGUCACAGAGGUACGAGGGUUCAAUGACCCACAGAAGGAGGAAUAUUUCAGGAAGAGGAUCAGUGAUCAGAGCCUGAGCAACAGAAUCAUCACACACCUGAAAUCAUUAAGAAGCCUCUACAUCAUGUGCCACAUCCCAGUCUUCUGCUGGAUUUCAGCAACUAUUCUAGAGAGAAUGUUGGGUGAAGCAGAGAGUGGAGAGAUCCCCAAGACUCUGACUCAAAUGUACACACACUUCCUCAUCAUUCAGACAAACGUCAUAAAGAAAAAGUACACAAAGAACAGAGAGACAAAUAAAAAAAUGAUUCUGAAACUGGGUAAACUGGCUUUUCAGCAGCUGAUGAAAGGCAACCUGAUCUUCUAUGAGGAAGACCUGAUGGAGUGUGGCAUUGAUGUGACAGAAGCAUCAGUGUAUUCAGGGGUGUGUACACAGAUCUUCAGAGAGGAGUUUGGGCUUCACCAGAGUAAAGUGUACUGCUUUGUUCAUCUGAGCAUUCAGGAACACCUCGCAGCUCUAUAUGUGCACCUGAAAUUCAUGAAUGAAAAGAGAAAUGUUUUUAAAAAGCCAUCCUUGCUGAUAUUUGUGCGAAAAGUUACGAUCUCAGAUGUCCACAAGAGUGCUGUAGAUCAGGCUUUACAGAGUGGAAAUGGACAUCUGGAUCUUUUCCUUCGCUUUCUUCUGGGUCUCUCACUGGAGUCCAAUCAGAUCCUCUUACAAACCAUAGUGAGACAGACAAUAAGUAGCUACCACAGUAACCAGGAAACAGUUCAUUACAUCAAGGAGAAGAUCAGAGAGAAUCCCUCAACAGAGAAAUCCAUCAAUCUGUUCCACUGUCUGUAUGAACUGGAUGAUCAUUCUCUAGUUGAGGAAAUCCAACACUACCUGCAAUCUGGAAAUUUACAACAAAGCGAACUUUCUUCUUCUCAGUGGUCAGCUGUGGUGUUUGUGUUACUGACAUCAAUGCAAGAACAGGAUGUGUUUGUGCUUGAUAAAUAUACCAACAAACACUGUACACCAGACGCGGUUCUUCUGAAGCUCCUGCCUGUGGUUGCAGCAUCCAGAAAAGCUCAGUUUAAUAAUUGUGGCCUAAAUGAGAAAAGUUUUGCAGCUUUAGCCUCAGUGCUCAGAUCGGAAUCCUCCAAUCUGAGAGAACUGGAUCUGUCUGAGAAUAAACUCACAGACUCAGGAGUGAAGCGUCUCUCUGCUGUACUGAAGAAUCCUCACUGUAAACUGGAGACACUGAGGUUGUGUGAUUGUGGUGUCUCAGAUAAAGGCUGUGCUGCUCUGACUUCAGCUCUGAGAUCAAACCCCUCACACCUGAGAAAACUGGAUCUGUCUAAGAAUAAACUCCGAGACUCAGGAGUGAAGCGUCUCUCUGCUGGACUGGAGAAUCCUCACUGUAAACUGGACACACUGAGGUUGUGUAAUUGUGAUAUCUCAGAUGAAGGCUGUGCUGCUCUGACUUCAGCUCUGAGAUCAAACUCCUCACACCUAAGAGAACUGGAUCUGACUGGGAAUGAACUCAGAGACUCAGGAGUGAAGUGUCUCUCUGCUGUACUGGAGAAUCCUCACUGUAAACUGGACACACUGAGGUUGUGUGGUUGUGAUGUCUCAGAUGAAGGCUGUGCUGCUCUGACUUCAGCUCUGAGAUCAAACCCCUCAUUCCUGAGAGAACUGGAUCUGUCUGGGAAUGAACUCAGAGACUCAGAAAUGAAGUGUCUCUCUUCUGUACUGGAGAAUCCUCACUGUAAACUGGACACACUGAGGUUGUGUGAUUGUGGUGUCUCAGAUGAAGGCUGUGCUGCUCUGACUUCAGCUCUGAGAUCAAACCCCUCACACCUGAGAGAACUGGAUCUGUCUAAGAAUAAACUCAGAGACUCAGGAGUGAAGUGUCUUUCUGCUGGACUGGAGAAUCCUCACUGUAAACUGGAGACACUGAGGUUGUGUUAUUGUGAUAUGUCAGACGAAGGCUGUGCUUCUCUGACUUCAGCUCUGAGAUCAAACCCCUCACACCUGAGAGAACUGGAUCUGUCUGGGAAUAAUGUCAAAGACUCAGGAGUGAAGUGUCUCUCUGCUGUACUGGAGAAUCCUCACUGUAAACUGGAGACACUGAGAUUGCGUUAUUGUGAUUUCUCAGGUGAAGGCUGUGCUGCUCUGACUUCAGCUCUAAGAUCAAACCCCUCACACCUGAGAGAACUGGAUCUGUCUUGGAAUGAACUCAGAGACUCAGGAGUGAAGUGUCUCUCUGCUGGACUGGAGAAUCCUCACUGUAAACUGGAGACACUGAGGUUGUGUAGAUGUGGUAUCUCAGAUGAAGACUGUGCUGCUCUGACUUCAGCUCUGAGAUCAAACCCCUCACACCUGAGAGAACUGGAUCUGUCUGGGAAUUACCUCAGAGAAUCAGAAAUGAAGCAGCUCUUCAGUCUUAAACUACAGGACUUGAGGUUAUGAAGAAUUUUCAUCUGAUGCAGAUUCCAGAGAAGAUAUUUUUAAUGAAAUGUGUUCGACUCACAGCGGCAUUUCCUGAACAUUUAUUUUCUCACACUGAGAAAUAAUCUGAAUUAAAUGUAACACAUUUCCACAAAGUGUAGGUGCAGACAGUGUGUCUAAGAUCUAAAGAACCUGUGCUUGCUUGGUGUGAUUCUUCAUCAUCAUAGGACUUUACAGAAUGGUGUUACAGCACUACUAUCAGGAAUAAACACUUACUGAAGAUCAAUUCUUUAUUUUUAUUAUUACACAAUUCCACUGUUAUACCCUACAGAAUCCAGACAUCAUGGCAGAACACAGGUUCUGGUUAAGGUUCUAGUUGCUCUGGUCUACACUCCAGCCCAUGUCUUCCACCACCCCACCACUCUAUCACAUCAUCUGGUUGGAAGACUCUAAAAUCACCAUGGCUGAAGCCAUGACUAUUUCCUCAACAUGCUAUUGCUGCUCUGUGUUCUCUUUCCUGUAAAUACUGCUUUGUUUA